AUGGCAGUAAAAGAACCAGUAAAAUGUCAGAUAGCAGUAGAGGACAAAGAGAAAUGUCAGAUAACAGUAGAGGAUCCAGAGAAAAGUCUGAUAGAAGUAGAGGACCCAGAGAAAAGUCAGAUAGCAGUAGAAGACCAAGAGAAAAGUCAGAUAGUAGUAGAGGACCCAGUGAAAAGUCAGAUACUGACCCCAGAGAAAAGUCAGAUAACAGUAGAGGACCCAGAGAAAAGUCAGAUAGCAGUAGAUGACACAAAGAAAAGUCAGAUAGCAGUAGAAGACCCAGAGAAAAGUCAGAAAGCAAGAAAGUCAGAUAGCAAUGGAGGACCAAGAGAAAAGUCAGAUAGUAGUAGAGGACCCAGUGAAAAGUCAGAUACUAGUAGCAGAAGAGGUCCCAUAGAGAAAAGUCAGUUUGCAGUAGAGGAUCCAGAGAAAAGUCAGAUAACAGUAGAGGAUACAGAGAAAAGUCAGAUAGCAGUAGAUAACCCAGAGAAAAGUCAGAUAACUGUAGGACCCAGAGAGAAAAGUCAGAUAACAGUAGAGGACCCAGAGAAAAGUCAGAUAGCAGUAGAUGACACAAAGAAAAGUCAGAUAGCAGAAGAGUCAGUUUGCAGUAAAGGACCAGAUAAAAGUCAGAUAGCUUAG
This is a messenger RNA of Saccostrea cuccullata (small rock oyster), 642 nucleotides long. Its product is annotated as neurofilament heavy polypeptide-like. Bases 1 to 642 code for a protein of 213 amino acids. NCBI's taxonomy places the organism in Eukaryota, Metazoa, Mollusca, Bivalvia, Ostreida, Ostreidae. The transcript is spliced from 3 exons. The record is from RefSeq and is a predicted model, not a curated record.